AACAAAAUCAUCCACUCUACUCUACUGCAAUGCUAAAAGGCCGUGAAAGCAUCAGAAGAUUGAUCGGUAGACGCCGCAGGUUUCUUCCCAAUCGCAAUCUCAUCCUCUCAUCACCCGCCGCCCAGGGUUCCUCGAGCCAGGACGAGACGGCCGAUGGCUUUGAACCAGAUCCUCAUCAACACCAGAGCGGUGAAAAUGGAAAAGGAAGUGAUGACCGUGGCGCGGAAUGGAUUAGUUGCCCGGUUUGCGGGGCCAGAGUUCUCGGCAAAGAUCACGUAAUCAACUCGCAUUUAGAUAAAUGUCUUUCCAAAGGAAAAAAGCGCAAGCUAAGCCAACGCACCCUGCUUCAGCUGAACUUUUGCUCAAGUUCAAAAGUUAAACUACAGGCUAAUGAGUCAGAGACAAGCAAAGAUCAAGGAAGAAAUGACUUCACUAUUUUGGAUACCGUGCAUGGGCUGGGCGGCAUAGAUGUGGUUGAAAAUCAUGAUGGAGCUGUUUGCAAGGUAGAGAGCACAGCAAUUUGUAACACUGCUUUAGACUUGGAUCAGUUUGAUGAUGUUAAAAGACACGAUGAUGAUUCACAUUCAUCAUACACAAGUAUGCUAGAAGGUUGUACAGAAAAUCAAAUGAAUGGUGACAAGAUCAAUGAGAACUGCAUUUAUCAUUCAUUGAUCCCAGAAAAUGAGAUGCUUAUAGAGGAUAAUGUUGAGUCUUUUGACAGUGAUGACUUAUCUGAACUGUCUCUUGAUACAUACAUAGUUGGCCGUAAGUUUGGUGAAGAAAUAGAGUUGAAACAUGGUGCGAGAAUACUAUUGUCAAGAGACCGUGAAAAUGUCAAGGAUCUGAAUGCAAUCAAGGUGCUUUAUACAGAAUGUGGAUACGAUCAGACAAUUGGAUUUCUUCCCCGUGAAUUGGCUUAUCAUUUAUCGCCCUUGAUAGAAAAGUUCAACUUGAUAUUUGAGGGCCACGUAAUCUCUGUUCCAACACACCCGCAUGCUGUGGUCCCGGUUCAAAUAACUUGUCAAUGCAAUAUAUGUUUUGAUGAGACAGAGAGCAAUAUUAUUAACUUUCUAAAGUGUUCAUGGAGAAAUGCUCUCCGUGUUGCUGAAUCCGCAAAGGCUCAUCCUCCUGGUACUGCAUAUCAGCAUAACCUCCAGGUUUUGCUAAAGGAAGUUUUAAAGGCAUACCAUCAUCUUUUUAUAGACACAGAAAAGACUUUCUUGGAAGGUUUCUUAUCACUGUCAGAUGAUAGUCAAAGGCUUUUUGCUCGGCUUUAUACACGAAAAGGACCAUGGUUUCGUAUGUCGAGUGCAUCAUAUCCAGAAGUAUCUGAUUGCAAUGAAGCAGUACAUGGACUUUCUGUAGGAGGCUAUGUUACACCUGUGGAAUCAAUAAGCGAAGCCACUGAUGUCAAGGAGGUCUUGAAUGUUCUUAAUGUUGGCGAAAUACGUGAAAUCUUGCAUAUGGUUAAUGAGGUCUGUCACACCCACCCCCAACCACCCACACACAAGCAAAAGUAAAUGUUGCAUUAUUGGUCAUUGAACUAUGCACAAAUAUAUUUUUUGGUUCCUAGAUUAUAUUUACUUUUAGUUAUGCCACAUUGUUGUGCAUUAAGCCCAUUGUCCAUUUGACUCAAUGCCUUUUGUUUGUUUAAUUCAACCAUUUGCUAAACUAGUUUGAGAUGAGCAUAAUUUCACACAUUGAUAGGAUACAUUAGCGGAUAAUUGAUGAAAAUAGCAAUAAAAGGUCAGGCUGAUG
This is a messenger RNA of Cuscuta campestris, 1758 nucleotides long. The record is from the annotation of a GenBank genome assembly. Lineage: Eukaryota; Viridiplantae; Streptophyta; Magnoliopsida; Solanales; Convolvulaceae.